AUGUUGAGGACCCGCGAUCCCAGUGGCUCCUCCACGCCCAAUACUACUUCGGUUCAGGUCGCCGUUCGAAUCCGCCCCGUCACCAACGCAGAUCAGUCCAACAUCCCGCCAAGAUGGCAAAAGUCGAUCCUCUCCGCUACCUCCAAUACCAGUGUCACCGUCGAACCAGGCUCGGCUCCUCCAGCUGGUGCCGGUGCCGGUGCCGGUGCCAGUACCGCCUCCUCCUCGGCUGCCUCUCGCGACAAGCGCCAGGCAUUCAGCUUUGACCGCGUCUUUUCCCCCGCAGACGGCCAGUCAGAGAUCUUUUCAGUAGCAGAACCCUUGAUCGACCGCUUCAUCGAGGGCUACAACGUCACCAUUCUCGCUUAUGGACAAACUUCUAGCGGAAAAUCGUACACCAUGGGAACCGCCGCCAACGAUGACGUCGACUACGAAGCUCUCGUCGCAGGUCGCUCUCCCGAUCCACAGAUGGGCAUCAUCCCUCGCGCCGUCGCUCGCAUCUUUUCCGCUAUGCGCCAAACCAAGUCUUCCACCACUCAGUACACCGCCAAGGUCAGCUUCAUCGAGAUCUACAAUGAGGACCUCAUCGACCUGCUUGGCGAUGCCGUCGAUGGCGACGCUAGACCCCACGUUCAGAUUCGCGAGGGCAAGAACGGCCAGAUCAUCUGGAGCGGCUUGCGCGAAGUCAAGGUCGCCAACGUCGCUCAAGUCAUGACCUACCUCCUUCAGGGCAGCUCCGUGCGCAGGACCAACGAGACCGACAUGAACGCCCAAUCCUCCCGUUCGCACGCCAUCUUCUCCAUCACCCUCACUCAGAAAAAAUGGGUCGGAUCCGGUCCACCUCCUAGCGCGGCGCCUCCCUCCAGCUUCGGUGGUCGAUCCACCCCCGCCGCAAGGUCUGUCUCGAGUCUAUCUCGUGCCUCGGGCAUCCCCGUGGCCGGUCGUGUCGCUUCGCCUUCGUUGGGCCGCAGAACGCCCAGCGGCAUUCCUGCUCUCGGCGGCCGUAACUCUUCCAUCUCACUUCGUCCGGCCAGUGGGCACGGCGAUGUCGCCGACGAGUCCACCAGUAGCUCCUCAGCCGACGGCGAGUGGGUCACAGUGAGCAGCAAGUUCCACUUUGUCGACCUCGCCGGUUCCGAGCGGCUCAAGCGUACUGCAGCUCAGGGUGAGCGUGUCAAGGAGGGCAUCUCGAUCAACUCGGGUCUCCAUGCGCUCGGCAACGUCAUCUCGGCGCUCGGCGAUCCUGCAAAGGCCAAGCGUGCCACCCACAUCCCUUAUCGCGACAGCAAGCUCACGCGCCUGCUCCAAGACAGCCUCGGUGGCAAUGCACAUACACUCAUGAUCGCCUGCGUUUCGCCCACCGAAUACAACGUCAGUGAGACCGUCAACACCCUGCAGUACGCUAACCGCGCACGCAACAUCAAGAACAAGGCCGAACUCAACGAGGUCGAGGUAGGCUGGGACGACGUCGACUACCUCCAGACGCUCGUCCAACGCCUUCGCAAGGAACUCAGCAUCAUCAAAGCCGUCAGCAAGGGCACCGUCGACCUCGACAACCCUCGCAACAAGGAUGCCACCCGCACCGCCCAACGCGAGAUCCUCGCCUGGCAGGACAAGUACGCUGCCCUCAGCCAAAAGCACAGCCAGCUCACCGCAGAGGUCACCAAGCUGCGCACAGAGCUCGACCCCUCAAAGCAGGGCGACACCGAAGACGACUUUUUCCGCGCCGCCGAGCCCAUCAUUGUCGAAUACGAAAAGUCCAUCGAUGCUCUCGAGGGUCAGCUCAAUCUCACCAAAGCAGCGCUCGCCUACGUCGAAGACAUCGCCAACGAGCGUGAGGCCCAAAUCGAGCAGCAGUCCAGCCAGCUCGACAUCAUUGGCGCAGAGCUCGACGAGAAAGAGGCCACUGUAGCCGAACUGCAGUCACGUCUCAGUAAACUCCAAGAACGCGAGUUGUCUGCCAACGUCUAUGCACGCGAGCUAGAAGCUAGAAUCGAGACCAUCGGCGCGCGCGGAGAUACCGAUUCCGCCGUUCUGGCCGAGCUGCAUAAGGAGAUCGCGCGUCUCAAACAGGUCGAGACCUCAUCCGAGCAGUACAUUCGCGACCUCGAGGCCAAGCUGGCUUCCUCGGACGAGUCGGUAGCCACCUUGUCUCGAAAAAUUGCACAGAUCGAGACGAGUCUCGAGUCACGCGAUCAAGACUACCGCAACUUGUUGUCACGCUUCGAGCUGCUCGACAAUGGCCAAGAGACCCGCGCCAUGGCUGCCGAGCUCGAGGCUAAGACCAGCGAUGUCCGUCAGCUCGAGGCUCGUCUUGCAGACGCCACCUCCAAGCACCAAGAUCUCGCUGUGCGCUUCGACAGCCUUACAGCGCAGCACGAGCAGCUCUCCAAGGUCAGCGACGCACACGAAAAGGAAAACAAGUCGCUCUCACAGCGCUUCAAAGAGAUGCAGCUGGCUGCUGCUGCUGCUGCUGCUGCGGGUGUAGCGGCUGGUGGCGCAGUUCUGACCGCUUCCACUAACGGCAAUCACGAAGGCGCAGGCACCACAGAGAAAGCAGUUGCUGAUGCAUCAGCGUCGUCUUCAUCGACGGAACCCGACUCGUCAACAAAAGAGCUACAAGAUCGCCUCAAUAGUCUGCAGGAAGAAAUGCGCGCGGUCCGCGACUCCGAGUCUAGCAUCCGUACAGACCUCGAGCUGACCAAGCAAAAGUACAAGGAGUCACUCGCCGAAAUAAAUGAUCUCAACUCGCAGCUCACCGAGCUCAAGCUCAAUGGCGGCGUCCCUUCCAGCACGGAACCCGACCCGUUUCAACUCGACAAAGACGCUGGCGAAGACGAGCAGCUCGAGGUGCUUGACUCACAAGGAGACGAAAAUCAGCCUCCACAGAAUCCCAGUCGCAGCAAUAAUUCACAGCAGCGAAGCCUAUCGAGCCGGCGCCCCGGCAGCCUGCUCAUCGAAACCACGAAUCGACAGACGCCCAGUCCAUCCAGCCGCCUCACUCGUCGCUCGUCAGGUUCUUUUUUAGGGUACAACAAGAGCGACGGAACGAGGUCCACGGGCAUCUCACCGCUCGCUCACGGUCGUACUCGAUCGAUCUCGCAGUCUUCGUCGCUGGACUUUGCAUCGGCCUUGCCUCCGCAGCUUUCGCAGACCAGAGGUCCACGACCGCUCUCAUUGACUGGCUCUGUUCCGCCGUCGCCUACGCUCAAAGCCUUCGAAGUAGAUUCGCCGGCCAACUAUGAACGCAAAGUGGCUUCCCUUGAGAAAGAGACGAUGCGUCUGCAGGAGGCUCUCAAGGAUCGCGACGACGAGAUCCAGGCUCUCGAGGUGUCUCUCCGUAGUCAAAGACAGUCAAUGGUGGCAAGUAACGCUGCUUCGCCUUCCAAAGCAGCACUUACAGCUUCCAAGGAAGACGGCAGUGCAGCAAACGCCGUGGACGAGGGACAGACACGCCUUGCCCCUACUCAUGCUGCUGUCAACGGUGGUGAAGCAGACGCACUGACACCUGCCACAGAAGAGGAGCUUGAAGCUAUUCGCCAGGUGAUGGCGAGAGGCGCCCCGGACAACUCCAACACCGACACAAACGGUACCAUGGUGCUCGACAACCUGAUGCGGUCCAUGGCGCGUAAAGAGACCGAGCACCGUGAAAUGGUCGAGUCCAUGUCGACUGAGCUUUCCGCGCUUCGAAAGCAGAACGAGACACUCGAGGCUCUGUCGCGAGACCAGAUGGCCAAUAUGUCGCUCGAGAUCGAGGAAUUGCGAGCCCAGCUCGCAGCCAAGUCUGAACAAACUUCGUCAAAGGAAGCCAGCUCCGGAAGCGUUCGCAGCCUCGCUGAUGAGCUGAAUGCCGUCACGGUCGCCGAGCAAGAUUCAGCCGACAUUGCAAGUGGUGCGGAACUUGAGCGGCUCAAGCAGAAGCACGCAGCCGAGAUCGAAAGCCUCAGGCAAGAGCACCAAUCCAGCCUCGAACAACUGAAACAACUGCACACAGAGACUCUCAGCACGCUUCCGGCUCUCGCAUCGACGAGAUCGAUUCCUGGUGGCUUUGGUGAUGCCGAGGAUGAUCAAGAUCACGCUCAGGAGAUCGAGCAGAUCAACAAGCAACACGAAACUACUCUUUCCCAGGCGUUAGAAGCACAGGCGGCGCGCCAUCAGAGCAUCGUAGCUGAGCACGAGGCGAAAUUGGCCAACCUUGAAGCAGAAUCAAAGCAGAAUUUGCAAGCUGUCAAACAGGACCACGACGCACAGCUGCAAGCUCUGCGAGACAGUCAUGCUAAGGCUCUGGAGCAAGUCAAGGUGGAGCUUGAAGCGCAGCACCUCACGGCACUGUCUGUAGCAACACGUGAAGCUGAAACAGUUGCAGCAGCCAAACACGCGGCAGCGCUUAACGCGCUCCAGAGCGAGCAUUCCAGCACCGCCUCGGAGGCAGAGAAGCAACUGGCCGCUCUUCAAGCAGAACACGGAAGCACUCUGGAACAGCUCAGAGCUCAACAUGCCUCCAAGCUCGAACGGAGCCUGCUGGAUCUGCAGAUUGUCACUGGCGACCGCGACGAGACACGACGUGCGUACGAAGAACUUUACGCCAAGCACCAGGAUUUGCUGGCCAAGAUCGAUAUUGACCCGCACGAGGUUGAGACGCUGCGCGCCGAGCUGAACGAUACGAGCGAUGCACUAGUGACACUCGAAGCUGCGCUAACGGAAGUGCAAGACGAGCGGGAUCAGCUGCUGAUCGAGAUCGAGACGACGCGACAGGAGUCGGAAGCACAGCAGCAGAAUACCUCCAGCGUGGCGAGUGCAAAUUCUCCUCGGAAUGCAGCUACACCCAGUCCUGCAGAUGCCGCACUGAAGCGCGAGCUCGAGUCGCACAAGUCGAUGCUGUCCAAGACUCGUGGUGACAUGUCGAAACUCAAAGCCGAGCUACAGGCGGCAAGAGACGAUUGCGCUCGUCAAGAACAGGCGGUCAAAGAUCUACAGCUGCGUCUGGCGACGUCCGAGACGCGAUCGGUCCGCUCGCACGGCAGUGGAAGUUUCGGACAACAGAGUCAGAGCGAGCACGAUGCUGCGACUGCGGCUGCGGCUGUAGCUUCGUCUCACACAUCGCUCACCAAUGGCACACGUUCAUCGCUUGGCACGCGUCGAACAUCGGACUACGAAGCGUACAGCACGGCGGAUCUUCGACACUCGCGCCCAAGCUUGGGAUCGGUCAAGCCUCCGCCGCCGACCCCCCCGCCCAACAUGCCUCCGCCGCCUACACCGGCUGGUGGCCCGACAGCGGUGCGCUCUUCUGCUGGCCACCGCACAUCCACGUCGUCACUCAUGACGCGUCCCGAUUCGCCAGGUAAUAUGGGCGCGGGACUGAUCACGCGCUCAUCAUCAAUCACCUCUGCUCACUCGCCCGCGAGCCACGUCGCGGCCAACGGACUAGGAGUUGGACCGGACGUCAAGCUCACGCGGCUACUGUCGGAACAAGCCGAGGAAAUUAAGAACCUGGCCAAACAGCUUAAUCACUGCGAAGCCGACCUUCAGGCUAACAUCGAUCUCGUCGCCACGCUCGAAGCUGCGCUCAACGACAGCGAGCGCAAUCUGCGAAAAAGCCGCGUUCAGUUGGCCGAGGUGACACGUGAGAGGGAGAGGUACGCAGAGGAAGCCAACGCGAUGCGCACACAGCUCAACUCGGCACAGUCCGAGGUGGAAAAUGUGCGGAACAGCGUGAUGCUCGAGAAGCAGGGAUAUGAGAGCAAAAUCGAGGAGGAGAGGCAGGCCAAGGAAAGGGCGAGAAAGGCGUUGGAGGCGAGAUUGGAGGAAGUCAGCAAGAGGAAGGGCAACAAGUUGUUCUGCCUGUGA
This is a messenger RNA of Mycosarcoma maydis (corn smut), 5847 nucleotides long. RefSeq lists its product as uncharacterized. The record is from RefSeq and is a predicted model, not a curated record. Lineage: Eukaryota; Fungi; Basidiomycota; Ustilaginomycetes; Ustilaginales. The coding region runs from base 1 to 5847 and encodes 1948 amino acids. Gene Ontology annotation, biological process: mitotic spindle organization; microtubule-based movement. Gene Ontology annotation, molecular function: ATP binding; microtubule motor activity; microtubule binding. The transcript has a single exon.